Molecule: messenger RNA, 1788 nt
Organism: Acanthochromis polyacanthus (spiny chromis)
Lineage: Eukaryota; Metazoa; Chordata; Actinopteri; Pomacentridae
Gene: ddx19a
Product: DEAD-box helicase 19a
Exons: 8
Coding region: 34-1188 (384 amino acids)
Biological process (GO): poly(A)+ mRNA export from nucleus
Cellular component (GO): cytoplasmic stress granule; nucleus
Molecular function (GO): RNA helicase activity; ATP binding; RNA binding
Source: RefSeq, a predicted model, not a curated record
GUAAACCUGGCUGAGGAGUCUCUGUUGAAUAAAAUGAUCCGCCACGCUCUGGUGAGGAACAGAAACCAGGUGGAGGUCCUGCAGGCGGACCCCACCUCCCCUCUGUACUCCGUGAAGACUUUUGAGGAGCUGAGACUACCUCAGAAUCUGAUCGCACAGGCGCAGUCUGGCACAGGGAAAACUGCCGCUUUUUCUCUGGCCAUGCUCAGCCAUGUAAACCCUGCCAAUAAGUGGACUCAGUGUCUUUGUGUCUCGCCGACGUACGAGCUUGCACUGCAGAUUGGCAAAGUAAUUGAGCAAAUGGGGAAGUUUUGUCCAGAUGUGAAAGUGCAGUACGCCGUUCGUGGGAACAGAUUGCAGCGAGGCGUUCAGCUGCAGGAUCACAUUGCCAUUGGAACACCAGGAACACUACUUGACUGGUGCACCAAGUACAAGCACAUUGACCCCAAGAAGAUUACUAUGUUUGUGCUGGACGAGGCUGAUGUGAUGAUUGCCACGCAGGGUCAUCAAGACCAGAGCCUCCGCAUCUAUCGACAGCUGACAAAGGACUGUCAGAUGCUCCUUUUCUCUGCAACCUUUGAGGACUCUGUGUGGAGGUUUGCGGAGCGAGUGGUUCCUGACCCCAAUAUCAUCAAGCUGAAGCGGGAAGAGGAGACGUUGGACAACAUUAAACAGUUCUAUGUGGCCUGUAAGGACAAGGAGGCAAAGUUCACGGCGCUCUGUGAUCUGUAUGGGUGCCUUACCAUAGCACAGGCCAUGAUCUUCUGCCAUACUCGCAAAAUGGCUUCUUGGCUGGUUGAUCAGCUGUACAGAGAAGGACAUCAGGUGGCAGUGCUGAGUGGGCAAUUGACGGUGGAGCAGAGAGCUGCUGUCAUCGAACGCUUCAGGAACGGCAAAGAGAAAGUGCUUGUGACCACAAAUGUGUGCUCCAGAGGUAUUGAUGUGGAGCAGGUGUCGCUGGUGGUCAACUUUGACCUCCCUGUGGACUUGGAAGGGAAUGCGGACAGUGAAACGUACCUCCACCGGAUUGGUCGCACAGGACGCUUUGGCAGACAAGGGUUUGCCGUCAAUAUGGUGGACAGCAAGCACAGCAUGGAUAUUAUCAACCAAAUUGAGAUGCAUUUCAACAGGAAAAUCAGAAAACUUGACACACAGAAUCUUGAAGAAAUGGAGAGCCUGUCGACCUGAAUUCUUUGCUACAUGACCUGCCUGCAACUGAAGCGUUUACCUCAUAUGACUUGUUCUUUCAAAGGUUCAUUGUUUGCAAUUUAUUGUUUAUAGAUGCAUGCAAAUGUGUGUUUGCUAAACUUAUUUUACGGCAGUAACUUAAGCCAAUUUUUUUCACUUUUUGAAUUUGAUGUCUGAUCUUGAUUGUUCAUUUGUCACCUUCGAGCUUUAAGCGGCAACUCUAGACUAACCACUAGCUGUUAAAACAGCAUGUACGAGGUGUGAUUAUGGUUUGCAGUGUUGUUUGAUUAUUAUUGUUAUUGACUUAGAAUUGCUGUGUUCAAAGAAUGUCCCCUUUAAAUAUUUGCAUGUUUCUACAAGGGUGAAUGAAUAUUCUUAAAUAAAUUGAAGCAUUUGAUGGUUUAAAAUGCCUGUUUCAGCUGAGAGGGAGCUGACUGUUAGUUUGUUGAAAACUUAAUUUGGUGUGAUAACAGACUGAAGUCAGAGCUGUCCCAUCAUUCUGUAACUCCAUUCAGUUGAAUAAAAUAUAAAAGCUGAGUGUUUAGUGCAUGUUGAACACAGUUUUCGCCUGUCUGAACUACACGUUUUCCUCAUCUGCGA